Juglans regia (Persian walnut) is the source of this 504-nucleotide messenger RNA. Its product is annotated as CBL-interacting serine/threonine-protein kinase 7-like. Bases 1 to 504 code for a protein of 167 amino acids. The transcript has a single exon. Gene Ontology annotation, biological process: protein phosphorylation. Gene Ontology annotation, molecular function: ATP binding; protein kinase activity. NCBI's taxonomy places the organism in Eukaryota, Viridiplantae, Streptophyta, Magnoliopsida, Fagales, Juglandaceae. The record is from RefSeq and is a predicted model, not a curated record.
AUGGAACCAGGGGUUGCGCCUACCCAAACACCAUCACCAGCAUCCAACACCACUACCCUACUGGGGAAGUACCAAUUGGGGUGGUUACUGGGACGAGGCAGCUUCGCCAAGGUGUACCAAGCACUGUCAAUAGUUGAUGACACAGUUGUGGCCGUGAAGAUCAUCGACAAGUCCAAAAUCGUCGACGCCGCCAUGGAACCACGAAGAAUCCGAGAGAUCAUGGCCAUGCGUCGCCUCCAGGUUCACCCCAACAUUCUCAAAAUCCUCAAGGUCAUGGCCACCAAGACCAAGAUCAAUCUUGUCAUGGAGCUCGCCACGGGCGAUGAGCUGUUCUCCAAGAUCUCGCGCAGCGGCAAGCUGGCUGGGCCGUCCGCGCGGCGGUACUUCCAGCAGCUGGUAUCGGCGCUGCAUUUCUGCCACCAAAACGGCGUCGCCCACAACGACGUGAAGCCGGCGCUGCAUUUCUGCCACCAAAAUGGCACAGCGUCGCCCACAGCGACAUGA